Klebsormidium nitens is the source of this 1444-nucleotide messenger RNA. NCBI's taxonomy places the organism in Eukaryota, Viridiplantae, Streptophyta, Klebsormidiophyceae, Klebsormidiales, Klebsormidiaceae. The record is from the annotation of a GenBank genome assembly.
GCAACCUUUCAGUUGACUCAAUGCCUUACUUACGUGCAAGCAACGAAACAGAGUCAAGUCUACAUGAACAUGGCGGUCUUGGCGCUUUCGAGGGGGGUGGUCAAGGGUCUCGCUUCCGGCAUGAGAGAAGCUGCAGCAGGAGAUUGGGCGAUUGUUUUGCCUGAGAAGGAUGUCAACUUGAUUUUGAUGGGGAGAGCGAAAGUCAUCGUCAACAAAGCUUCGAAUUAUACCAAGUGCCUAACUUUUCUGGCCGUAGAUUCCCGCUGCGUAGCGCACAUUCUGAGAGAGUUCCCGGAUGUGGCAAAGAUAGCCACAGCAAUUUUUCUUGUCAGACCAGACAGACUGGGGAAUCACACCAGCCAAUUCCAGAAGCAAGCAAGGAGGGCGAUCAUAAGGUUACUCAACAGCAUGAUGCCGACCUCUCCCAGCUGCAUGAAGAAAGUUGCAGAAGACACUGCUUUCUUGAAGGAAGUUGUGAAGCAUGCGCGGAGCAUGGAGAAACCUUUGAGCGAGAUGAUGCCGAUGAAUGCGCCGCUUCUUCGACAAUCAUAAUCAAUGCUUUACGAAGUGAAGCAGCUGACAUGCAGGCUUUGAGAAGUGAUCUGUACAAGGUUGCAGAAGACAUACUGGGCGAAUCUAUGAGCAGUGAUCAUGUCGACCUGGGAAUCAAGCUCCUCUCUUUGACGUUGGAAAAAGAUUGCUCGGAAACUUUGCCUUCAGAGUACCCGUCUCUUGGUUCAUCCCUGCUUGCCUUGCUCUUUGCGGUCAACAUUCCCAAAGAGACUCAGUUCUAUGCUCACUUUGCGGAGAAGCGAUUCUGGAGCCUCGAUCUGCGGAGUCUUCCCAAGACUGCAGAGUAUGAGGUCCUCUUCAACCUUUUCAAAGCUGACAAGAAAGCACUGAGCAGGGCAGUUCAAGUGAGCAAGAUGUUCUCAAAACCGUCAAACGAUUUGUUCAACAUAGGGUGCGUCGAAACCCCAAAAGUGAGACGAAGGAGAGAGCAAGCUGGGGUCCUUGGUCUGGGGCCUCCGCCGGAACGGUUGCUGCCACUCCUGCGGUGUCGGAAAUGCUCACAACCUGGUUGUGAGAAGGUCGAAAGUGUGGCUGGCACGUUCCAGGUUUGUGGGAGGUGCAAGACUGCUGUCUACUGUAGCAAAGAUUGUCAGAAGCGGGCAUGGAAAGAAGGGCAUAAGGACUUGUGCCACUGAUUGUGGCGGCUGCUGAUUCUCAGGACUUGGCAAUACGUCCGACGAAGAGAAGUUCUUCAUCGGGCCGGCAAUAUGUAGCCUUGAAGCUCCAAGCCGCGGAUGUUCUGUCAAGUACGUAGUGCUAAGACCCCUUCAAUCAUGCACAAAGUGAUGCAUACCAGCUCUCCAAACGUACCCUGAACUUGAUUCCUAAAAUGAAAUUCGCGCUUCCACUGUCUUUCUCUCAUUCUCUUUUG